Ixodes scapularis (black-legged tick) is the source of this 3356-nucleotide messenger RNA. RefSeq names its product importin-4. Bases 33 to 3305 code for a protein of 1090 amino acids. The record is from RefSeq and is a predicted model, not a curated record. Gene Ontology annotation, biological process: protein import into nucleus. Gene Ontology annotation, molecular function: small GTPase binding; nuclear import signal receptor activity. NCBI's taxonomy places the organism in Eukaryota, Metazoa, Arthropoda, Arachnida, Ixodida, Ixodidae. Gene Ontology annotation, cellular component: nucleus; cytoplasm. The transcript is spliced from 26 exons.
UCCAACACAAUCCAUGGCCUUGUAACUCAAAGAUGGCGGCUUCCUUGGAAAAUGUGCUGUCGCGGCUCCUCAUCCCCGACAAUGCCGUUAUUAUGCAGGCCACCCACGAGCUGCGAGAGCUAUACAAGGACCCCAACAUUGCCCAGUACCUGUAUGCCACGCUCUGCAUGGCACAGAUUCCACAGGUUCGGCAGUACUCGGCCGUCCUCCUAAGGAAAAAGAUCUGCAAGACCAAGGCGUGGAAGCAGCUGUCAGAAGAACCCAAGACUGCCCUGAAGAACAAUCUGCUGCAGCUGCUGACUUCUGAAAAAGAGAAGCCAGUGGUGCAGGCGAUUGGGCAGCUGGUGGCCGUGAUCGCGAAGCACGAAUGGCAGCAGUCGAGGCAGUGGGCCGAGCUGCAGCAGUUCAUGAAUGUGCUCACACAGAGCAAGGACCUGGAGCAGUGCAGGCUUGGCUUCCACAUUGUGGGUGUGGUGGCCUCUGUGGCUCCCGAGGUGCUCAAGCCCCACCUGGUUCCCCUGCUGGCCCUCUUCGGGGGUUGCUUGCAGACGUGCGCCGAUCAGCAGCUCUGCCUCGACGUUGUCAAAGCCAUGUCGUCCCUAGUAUGCUGUCUUGGGAGUGAGCAUGCUCCCUCCUUCAAUGCGCUCAUCCCUCUGGCCAUGGAGUUCAUCAAACGACUCAUCGAAGUGGAUCAGGACAAAGCUAUGGACGCGAUGGAGUUGUUUGACGAACUCCUCGAUUCCGAAGUCGCCAUCCUGCUGCCCCACAUCAAGCCGCUGAUCAAGCUGUGCCUGGAUGUUGCGAGUGACACGAAGCGGGACAGUGCCCUGCGUGUGCGCUGCCUGUGCCUCAUCAGUUGGAUGGUGAAUGUGAAGAAGAAGACGAUCGUGAAGCACAAGCUGAUCCCCGAGCUGUUGGACAUCCUGUUUCCAAUCAUGGCGGAAGUGACCGACAACGACCUGGACGCAGACGAGGAUGACGACGAAGACGACGACCUGUCGCAGACGCCUUCGGCCAGUGCAGCGCAGCUCGUCGACACAAUGGCCCUGCACCUUCCACCAGAGAAGCUGAUUCCCCCAUUGUCUCAACACGUGGAGAAGUACUUGACGAGCGACAACCCGCUGCACAAGAAGGCGGCCUACCUGGCCAUGGCGGUCAUCGCGGAGGGCUGCUCGGAGGCCAUCCGAGAAAAGUACCUGCAGACUUUUCUGCAAGUCAUCUGCCAGGGAAUUGGUCAUGAGAAUCCGCACGUGAAGAACGCUGCCCUCUUUGCCCUGGGAGAGUUUGCCGACUAUUUGCAGCCGGACAUCAACAAGUUUGCCGGCGACGUGAUGCCCAUCCUCCUGGUCCAGCUGACCCAGAUGGCCCAGCAGAUGGGCCAACUCGGCAAGAACGUGCCCAACCUCUCGAAGACGUUCUAUGCCCUCGAGACCUUCUGCGAGAACUUGGAGGAAGGACUAGUCCCGUACCUGCCCACGCUGAUGGAGCAGAUCCUGCUGUUCCUUACACUGCCGUCGCACAGGGCCAAGGAACUAGCCAUCAGCUGCGUCGGGGCCGCAGCCAACGCCACAAAGGAAGCGAUGCUGCCGUACUUCCCGCGGAUCAUCGAACAUCUCAAGGGGUACCUGACGGAGCAUCAGUCGGAACAGGACUCCAUCCUCAGGACACAGGCUUUGGAUACGCUGGGCUGCCUCGCCAAGACAAUAGGGGAAGUGCACUUCCGGCCCAUGGCCCCAGAGUGCGCCCAGCUGGGUCUACGACUCUUGGAAGCGGUGGACGACCCCGACUUGCGCCGUAGCACGUAUGGCCUGUUUGCCUCCCUGUCCCUGGUGCUCAAGGCAGACAUGUCGCCGUACAUGGGGCCACUUCUCGAACACAUGUUCACGUCGCUUCAGUCAACCGAAGGAGUCGUGACGAGCGCAGGUGACGGCGGCUUCCCUCUGUUCGACGAGCUCGAGGACAGCGACGACGAGGACGCCGCAAUCCAUUCCGGAGGCGACGGAGAAGACUCCGACGACGACGAGCUCAAGGGGUGCAGUGUGGAGAACGCUUACCUGGAGGAGAAGGAGGACACCAGCCUGGCCCUGGGGCAGAUGGCGGAGAACAUGGGGCCGGCCUUCGUGCCCUUCCUGGACAACUGCUUCACCCAGCUGCUGUUGGUGGCAGACCACCCGUCACCCGACGUGCAGAAGGCGGUACUGUCCUCCCUCGCCAAGCUCACCGUGGUCCUCGCCCAAUUUGCCGCCUCCGGGUGUAAUGUGUGCUGUCUGGUGGCCGUUUCAGACGUGCAGAAGGCGGUGUCCAUCCUGAUGCCCAAGCUGAUCGAGGUGUGCCAGACGGAGCCUGAGCGGGAGCUGGUCAUUGGGGCCUUGGAGACUCUGGCAGUGCUGGUCAAGGAGCUCAAAUCCGUCGCGGUCGAGGAUCCCAAGCAUGUCGAGCACAUCGUCAGCCUCGUUAGAAGUGCCUUCAACCACAAGCUGCCGUCCCAGGACUGUGACAGCGACGGCGAAGAGGCGGAAGACGAGGAGGCGGAGUACGACGGGCUCCUGGUCCAGGUGGCCGGGGACCUGGUCCCGGCGCUGGCCCAGGCACUGCCUCCCGAGCGCUUCCUGCCCCACCUGGGCCAGCUGGUGCCCUUGUUUACGGGCAAGCUGAAGGAGCGCAGCAGCCGCUCGGACCGCUCCUAUGCGGUGGGCACCUUGGCGGAGGUGGCACAGCACCUCAACAGGGAUGCCCUGGCACCCUUCUGCCAGCCCUUGCUGGCCGUCUUCCUCGGCUGCAUGCGGGACGCGGACGCCGAGGUGCGCAGCAACGCAGUCUUCGGGCUGGGUGCGCUCGCCGAGAGCGCCGGCGACGCACUGGUCUCAGAGUAUCCUGCCCUCCUGGCAGCACUCUCCUCGAUGCUGUCCAAGGAGAGCAGUCGCCAGGCGAAGGACAACAUCUGUGGAGCCGUGGCGAGACUGAUCCUGACCUCGGUGAAUGCGGUGCCCAUGGCAGAGGUGUUUCCCGUGUUGCUCCAGCACCUUCCGCUGGAGGAAGAUUUAGAAGAGAAUGUGACCCUGUUUCGUUGCAUCUGCCGCCUGUACGAGUUGAGGCAUGAGCAGUUCCUCAAGAACCUGCCCCAGAUCCUGAGGCUAGUUCUGGGAGUCAUCAAGACCAACCAGGUCACACCCGACACAAGGACCAGCCUGGUGCAGCUCAUCAAGUCCACAAGCUCCGAGAUUCCCAGCGAGGUUCAGGCGGUGCUCCAGACCUUCCCUCCAGACGAGCAGGAACUGUUUAAUGCCAUCCUUGCUAGUCCCUAAUUUAACUAAUCAAUAAAUUAUACGUCUCAAUUAUUGACACAAAUAUUUUAA